Molecule: messenger RNA, 4586 nt
Organism: Camellia sinensis
Lineage: Eukaryota; Viridiplantae; Streptophyta; Magnoliopsida; Ericales; Theaceae
Biological process (GO): regulation of DNA-templated transcription
Cellular component (GO): nucleolus
Molecular function (GO): DNA binding; transcription factor binding
Source: RefSeq, a predicted model, not a curated record
AACUCAAAAUUCUUCCUUCCUCCUGUGAAAGCCCGGCCCGAAACGAAUAACAUCAACCCUUCUCAUAAACCCUAGACAUUCGAACCACAGGAAACAAUCUCAAUCCUCAUAAACCCUAAUCUCUCUCUCUCUCUCUCUCUCUCUCUCUCCAAGCAAGUUUCUUGUACAAUUUUUUUUGGUUGGCAUAAAUGGGUAGUAAGAAAAGAGGGUCUGAUGAUGCUGUGGAGGAAGCAGAAAAUCAGUUGGAUAUAAUCAGUGAUAAAGUUGUUUCUGAGCCAUUGAAAAAGAAAAUGAAAAAGGAGAAGAAGAAAAAAGUUGCAGACAGUUCUGCUUCCCCAUCUUCGACUGAUGUUGUAAAGGAAGCAAAAAAUCAGGUAGAUAUAAUCAAUGAUAAAAUUGUUUCAGAGCGUUUGAAAAAGAAAAUGAAAAAGGAUAAGAAGAAACAGGUUGCAGAUGGGUCUGCCUCCCCAUCUUCAACUAUGCAAUCUAUCAAGCCAAUGGAGAGAAAGAAGAAAAGGAAAGCAUUAGACAAAGAGAAACGUCAUGCUCCUUCUGAUAAUGUGGAACCAAAGCCCAAACAGUUGGAUAUGAAGUUUGAUGAGACUCGGGUGCCUAUGCCGACUCUGGCAAGUAGUGGUCUGCCUGAGUUCCAUGUUAGUGUCUUUAAGGACCUUGCAUCAGCUGAUAGUACAGUAAGAGAAGCAGCAGUUGAGGCAUUGGUAACAGAGUUGCAGGAAGUCCAAAGCAUGUAUGAUAAGCUUGAGAGGAAGGACGUUGCUGAGGGUGGAUUGCAGUUGGAAGCAGAAAAGGAUGAUGGAUUGAAUAACUGUGCGCCUUCUUUGAGAUAUGCUGUUCGGAGACUUAUACGUGGUGUUUCUUCAUCAAGAGAGUGUGCAAGACAAGGCUUUGCAUUGGGUUUGACUGUUUUAAUUGGUGCAAUUCCGAGCAUCAAAGUUGAUGCAUUGCUGAAACUGAUAGUUGAUCUGUUGGAGGUCUCUUCUUCAAUGAAGGGUCAGGAAGUGAGGGAUUGUCUUUUGGGUCGCUUGUUUGCUUAUGGAUCCAUUGCACGAUCAGGAAGGCUAACUGAAGAGUGGGUCUCGGAUGAAAGCUCUCCUUGCAUCAAAGAAUUUACUAGUUCUCUUAUUUCCCUUGCAGCCAAGAAGCGGUACUUGCAAGAGCCUGCUGUCUCAAUUAUUUUGAACUUGUCUGAGAAGUUACCAGUUAAAGCCUUGCUGAAUCAUGUACUUGAAGCUCCAGGCCUUCAGGAGUGGUUUGAAGGAGCCAUUGAAGUUGGAAAUCCCGAUGCAUUGGUUCUAGCUCUUAAAAUGCGAGAAAAAAUUUCUGUUGGCAGCAAAGUGUUUAGCAAACUUCUGCCUGAUCCAUAUAGCCCUAGUGGGUUGUUUUCGGCUGACCAUUUGUCCUCCCUCUCUAAUUGCUUAAUGGAAUCCACUUUCUGUCAGCCUCGAGUUCAUACUGUCUGGCCUGUCUUGGUAAAUAUUCUUUUAGCUGAUUUGGUUUUGCAAGAUGUAGAUUCAACAUCAGGUUUAACUUCCAUCAAGAAGCACAAAAAGAAUCGCAAGUGUAGCUCAUCGGAAGAAGAGAUUGAGAAAAACCUUCGAUGUUUUUGUGAAGUUAUUGUUGAAGGAUGCCUUCUUUUGUCCUCUCAUGACCGUAAACACUUGGCCUUUGAUGUCCUGCAUCUUCUCCUACCAAGGCUGCCUGCGUCUUGCAUCCCAGUUGUUCUGUCUUACAAACUUGUUCAGUGCCUGAUGGAUAUACUUUCUACCAAGGACUCUUGGCUGUACAAAGUUGCACAAUAUUUUCUAAAAGAACUGUCAGACUGGGUGAAGAAUGAUGAUAUUAGAAGAGUGUCGGUUAUUAUGGCCCUGCAGAAGCACAGCAAUGGGAAAUUUGACUGCAUAACUCGGACGAAAACAGUUAAAGAUUUGAUGGCAGAGUUUAAAACUGAAUCUGGCUGCAUGCUGUUUAUUCAGAAUUUAGUGACCCUGUUUCUGGAUGAAGGCCAUGUUUCAGAGGAACCUUCAGAUCAGAGUCAGACAACAGAUGACAAUUCAGAGAUAGGUUCAAUAGAGGAUAAGGAUUCUGUUGGGACAAUGGGAAGUUCUGAUUUUUUGAAAAGUUGGGUUAUAGAUUCCCUCCCUAGUGUUUUAAAACAUUUGCAGCUAGAUACUGAAGCGAAGUUUCGGGUGCAAAAAGAAAUUUUGAAGAUUUUAGCUGUUCAGGGUAUAUUUUCUUCAUCUCUUGGCACUGAAGUGACUUCUUUUGAAUUAGAAGAGAAGUUUAGAUGGCCAAAAGCAGCCACCUCAAGUGCUCUUUGCAGGAUGUGCAUUGAGCAGAUUCAGUUGUUGCUGGCAAAUGCUCAGAAAGGAGAGGGGUCUCAUUUGGUGGCAAGUAGCCUUGAGACAAAUGAUCUUGGAUCUUAUUUCAUGCGGUUCCUUACUACAAUGUGCAACAUUCCGUCAGUGUCACUCUUUCGAGCCUUGAGCAAUGAGGAUGAAAAAGCAUUCAAAAAACUGCAGGAAAUGGAAACUCAGCUGUCAAGAGAGGAAAGGAACUGUGGGCUCAGUGCAGAUGCAAAUAAGUUGCAUGCCCUGAGGUACUUGCUUAUCCAGUUGGUGCUGCAGGUUCUCCUUCGACCAGGGGAAUUUUCAGAAGCUGCCUCUGAACUCAUUAUUUGUUGUAAAAAAGCCUUUUCCUGUCCUGAUCUUCUCGACUCCUCUGGAGAUGAUGAAACAGACAGUGAUGGAACUCCUGUGUUGAUGGAUGUCCUUGUGGAUACACUUCUAUCUUUGCUGCCACAAUCAUCUGCUCCUAUGCGUUCUUCUAUUGAGCAGGUUUUUAAGUAUUUUUGCAAUGAUGUUACGGAUGAUGGACUGCUUCGGAUGUUGCGGGUCAUAAAGAAAGAUUUGAAACCGGCUAGACAUCAUGAAACAGACAGCGAUGAUGAUGAGGAUGAUGAAGAUCUUCUUGGUAUUGAAGAAGAUGAGGAAUCUGAUGAAGCUGAGACGGGUGAAACUGCUGAGAGUGAUGAGCAGACAGAUGAUUCUGAAGUAGUAGGUGGACUUGAGGCAGUUGACAAAGCACAUCCCGAAGCUUCUGAUGAUUCUGAUGGGGGAAUGGAUGAUGAUGCAAUGUUCCGCAUGGAUACUUAUCUUGCAAAAAUUUUGAAAGAGCGUAAGAACCAGGCUGGGGGUGAAACUGCUCAAUCCCAGCUCGUGCUCUUCAAACUUCGCGUUCUCUCAUUGUUGGAGAUUUACCUACAUGAGAAUCCAGGAAAACCCCAGGUAUUGAAGGUCUACUCUAACUUGGUCCAGGCAUUUGUUAAUCCACACACCACAGAAGGUAGUGAGCAACUCGGCCAGCGCAUAUGGAGCAUUCUGCAAAAGAAAAUUUUUAAAGCAAAGGACUAUCCAAGAGGAGAAGCUGUGCAAAUAUCUACGCUUGAAUCUCUUUUGGAAAAGAACCUAAAAUUGGCUUCAAAACCAUUCAAGAAAAAGAAGUCUGUUGUCAAUCCAUCCAAGAAGAAGCAGUCGGCCUCCUGGAAUCGACACAAGAUGAUAACAUCCCUCGCACAAAAUUCAACAUUUUGGAUUCUGAAGAUCAUUGAUGGAAGAAAGUUUCCUGAAUCCGAACUUCAGCAGGCUUUUGAUAUCUUCCAAGGUGCUUUGCAGGCCUAUUUUGAUAGUAAAAAGUCUCAAAUGAAGUCUGAGUUUUUGAAAGAAAUAUUCAGAAGACGACCAUGGGUUGGGCAUCACCUCUUUGAAUUUCUUUUGGAGAAAUGUUGCGGUUCCAAAUCAGAGUUUCGGCGAGUUGAAGCACUCGACUUUGUGAUUGAAAUAUUGAAGUCACUGGUCUCUGUAAGCACCGAUGAAAGUGGACAGGCUGCAUCAAGGAAAAUUUUGGACAAUCAUCUUCCAAAACUGUGUCAACUGGUAAAGGAAUUGGUAACAAAUAUGCCAGAAAAGCAGUCUAGACGGGCUGAAGUGCGCAAGUUUUGCAGCAGGGUCUUCCAGAUUAUAACAAGCCUUAAUCUUUCUGUGUCAUUUCUUAAAGCUUUGGGAUCUGAUGCUCAGACUGCCUGCGAAUCUCAACUUGGUGAGUUGUUUCUUGCUUUGAAGAAGCAUGAACAGUAGAGAACGAAGAUUACAUUAGAUGGAAAGCUUUGCUGAAGAGUUUUGAGGUUAUACUUAUUUGAAUGAUUGGAAAUACUAUACAAUUAUGGGUGAUAGUGCUGUAACAAAAAGGUCAUCAAGAUAACAAUAAGGGUUUUUGAUUUUCAUUUCAAACAGAAUUGUUACUUGCAGUAUACUUCAGGGCAUGCACUCCUGCGGCUGCUCAGAUCCAGCACUUGUAACCUUCGAAGAUUCAGUUUUGUCUGUAAGAUUUUCCUCUGUGAAAUUAUUUAGUCUCCUUGCAUUGGAUGUUGAGGAAGAGUUUGAUGAUAGUUGGUGCAUUAUAUAUAUUUUGUUAUGUUUAUUUUUCUUGGGACAUGAAUUGUUAACAAUUAACCAUCAUAUAGCUUAUUGACUUUUCCAAUCCGUAAAAUUCAAUCGAUGAGUGUUGUA